Messenger RNA from Tilletiaria anomala UBC 951, 2484 nucleotides. RefSeq lists its product as uncharacterized. The record is from RefSeq and is a predicted model, not a curated record. The coding region runs from base 481 to 2439 and encodes 652 amino acids. The transcript has 6 exons. Lineage: Eukaryota; Fungi; Basidiomycota; Exobasidiomycetes; Georgefischeriales; Tilletiariaceae.
GUGCACGAGAGUGUGGGUGUGUCUGCCGUGCGCAGUGCGCAGCAGCGCUGUAACGCUUGUAUUCAACGUCCAGGGUGGGGGUGGGCAGACGCUGUGCGCAUGCGAUUGAAUGGCCAGAGACCCCCCCUCCCCAUGUGGGGUCGCACAGGCGCGUUCCUGAACCGUGGGCCUUGGCCCGCACAUGUGAAUCAGAUGAGCACUGUCAUACCCCUCUCCACAUACCGUCAAGUCCGGUCACCGCAUAUGUGAGGCAGCACCGCCCGCUCUCGCAGCAGCACACUGGCGGUGUGCAUUCUCCGCGUGGCAUCGAGACUUGCUCCGUAUGUUUCGUUGGCGCAAUUAUAGCAUUCACGUCCAUUCAUGUUGUCCCUCGACGCCAAAGGCCACACAUGGAUGCUAUAUAUCGAUAGAAGUAGACACGACCACCUCCGAGGACCCAACCUGUAGCAGCAGCAACAGCAGCCUCCAUCACCGCAGACCAUGUCUGGAGAAGAAAAGGGACCGAUCUACCUCGGUGAGUGGCAGCUGUCGCAUCACGCGGACACUUCGAAGCCCCAUGCCGCCGCCGGCACUAUCACCACCACCAGCCGUCGAUGGCUUCUGCUGCUAGCGGGUGUUCUCACCAUUACGUGCUUUUCACGGUUGCCUGCCUUCUUUCUGCACCAUUUCUCCGCCGUCGACACCGUCCACCACGACGGCCGGCCGCCCGUCGUCGAGGUCGACAUCAGCAAGGUGCCCCUCGGUGAGAUCAAGUGGCAUCAGUGUCCCCAAGAGAUCGACGGAUCCAAAUUCGAGUGCGGACACCUCUCUGCCCCGCUGGACCACCUCAACACAACAGAGGAUGCGCGUCGCGCCUCCAUCUACAUCACGCGUUUCAAGGCUCGCAGCGGCAGCGAGCUCACGCCGCGCAAAGAUGUACUUGGGACCAUCAUCCUCAAUCCCGGUGGACCCGGCGGCUCGGGCGUCAGCUUUAUGACGACGCCUCGGCCGAGCGCAAAUAACCUGACAUUCUCGGAGCUCUUCAACCAAAUCACAAAAGGCCGCUACGACUAUCUCUCCUUCGACCCGCGCGGUGUCGGGCGCACCUGGCCGCGAGCAAGUUGCUGGAAGGAUGCUGCUGACUCGUGCCUGAACGAGAUCUUUGUCAGCACGCAGGGCAUGUACAGAGCACUUCCCGGCGGCGAGGACGCGCAGGUCGGGGAGAUGCUUUCCGAGAUGGAGCUUCGCGGCGCCGUCUGUGGAGUCAAUGAGGAGACGAAAGAGUCACUGCGAUAUGUCGGCACCACUGCCGUCGCCAGGGAUAUGCGCCUCAUGUACACUGCGGUCGGAGAUCCCGGCUUGAACUACUGGGGAUUUUCCUAUGGCACAGUACUUGGGUCCACGUUCGCAGACAUGUUCCCUGAUGAAGUCAACAGAGUCGCCAUAGAUGGCGUCGUAAACGUGACGGACUACUAUCUCGGCAGAUGGGCAAGCACCAUGGUCAACACCGACGAGACGUUCUACGGCUUCAUCAAGGAGUGCGCAAAGGCAGGAGAUAGCUGCGCAUUGACACGGGGACUGUCAAGCAGCGGCAGCAGCAAGAAGCAGCGCCAAACGAAAGACGUCGAAAAGAGCAUCCACAAGAAGAUCGCAAAGCUGUUCGACCAUCUUUCCGCUCAACCCACCGUGGUCGCCAACGCGACGCAUCCAGGCCUCCUCACCUGGUCUAUGCUCAAAGGUACCAUCUUCCAAGCGCUCUAUUCUCCGGUUCAAUGGAACGCUCUCGCCGAGGACCUGCAGCAGCUUGUCGAAGGCAAUGCGGUCCCUUUCUACGAGAAACAUGGUUUGAAACCGUGCGACACCGCGCCAGCACUGCAGGAAACUCGCGAAGCGGUGCUCGCCAUCGCUUGUGGUGACGUCAAAAAGCGUUUCGACAAUCUGCCGACGGCAAGCACAUAUAAGAAAUUGAUCAAGGAGCAUGAAAGCCUCUCCAAGUACUUUGGCGGCAUGUUCGUAGAGGCGGUCGCAUGCCAGGGGGCAUGGCCCAUCCACACCAACGAGCCCUGGAAGGGCGACUUUACAAGCAAGACUGCCAACCCGAUCCUCCUGCUUGGCAACUCAUAUGACCCCGUGACGCCGCACGCCAACGCGGAGUACCACGCGCGCAAGUUCCCCAACUCCGCCUACGUCCUUCGCACCGGCUACGGGCACUGCACGAUCAGCCAGAAGAGCCGCUGCGCCGAGAAGGUCAUCGCAGACUACUUUAUCGAGGGUAAGGUCCCGAAAAAGGGGACCGUCUGUCCGUGGGACUCAUGGGAUCAGCCCAUCUUCCACGGUACCCGCGGCUACGCCAUCAGCGCCGCGGCGGUGGAGAGCCUGGAGGAUGGAGGCGCUGGCAGGCUCCUCACGCACGCCGCUGCAGAGAUUGCUGCAUUUGCACCUAGAGGCCGGCUCUGGUGAUGUCUACUAUGUACAUGUACGGAAGGAAAGGUAAAAUUAACGAAG